Messenger RNA from Cheilinus undulatus (humphead wrasse), 601 nucleotides. RefSeq names its product sialic acid-binding Ig-like lectin 9. The transcript is spliced from 2 exons. The record is from RefSeq and is a predicted model, not a curated record. Bases 96 to 539 code for a protein of 147 amino acids. Lineage: Eukaryota; Metazoa; Chordata; Actinopteri; Labriformes; Labridae.
GUAGAUUGACUGGAAGUAUUUGAUAUGAUUGAGCUAAAUCUUGUGUUUUACACUAUUAUUUUUUAAAUAUUUUCUGUUACUGCUACCACACGAAGAUGAAAACAGCAGCGAGGAAUUUUACUACAACAAAGAGAGGAUUUGUCUCCUUCCUUCUCUCUUUAACAGUGGUACAGGCUCAGAGUGACUGGAGAGUGACUUACUCUUCCUCUCAGAUCUGUGCUGUGGAAGGAUCAACAGUGGACAUACCAUGUUCUUACACAUAUCCAUCCAGAGGGAAUGAGCAUGACACCGUAGUUUGGAGAUCUUUCUGGUUUGUGAAAAUGAAUGGAAACAACCCUUUGGAUCUGAGAAACCACCCAGAUUACAGAGGUCGUGUGGAGUAUCACGUUCAUGAUAACAGCUGCACCCUGAGGAUCACCAACAUCAGACAGAGCGACUCAGCUGAGUACAGAUUCAUGUUCAUGACAAACCAACCAGAGGGAGGAGUUACUGGCUCACCUGGAGUCACUCUGUCAGUCACAGGUAACAAUUUUCAUUAAGUUUUUUUUUUUUUUUUCUGUUCCACUAAAUGUCUGCUCUUUGGAUGCUUUUUCUUUGUUAC